Messenger RNA from Ipomoea nil (Japanese morning glory), 2066 nucleotides. Its product is annotated as protein CHLOROPLAST IMPORT APPARATUS 2-like. The record is from RefSeq and is a predicted model, not a curated record. Bases 414 to 1598 code for a protein of 394 amino acids. Gene Ontology annotation, biological process: regulation of DNA-templated transcription. The transcript has 4 exons. Gene Ontology annotation, cellular component: nucleus. Gene Ontology annotation, molecular function: protein binding. NCBI's taxonomy places the organism in Eukaryota, Viridiplantae, Streptophyta, Magnoliopsida, Solanales, Convolvulaceae.
CUGCGGGCUUUCUGGCUUCUCUCUCUGCAUUUUCAUCUCUUCAUCACGUCCUUUCACUCUUAGCUAAUUCUCCCAGAGUAACUUCCACCUCCCAUUUACUUGCUAUCUCGCACAUAUAUAUGUUCGUUUCUCUAACAUUAAUAAAUCUCUUUCUUGUUUCGACGAGUUUGAGGUAGAUUUUUGGGGAUUUCCAUUUAAAGCCUUAGCCUUCAUUAUUUUAUUAUAAGGCUCUGCUAUCUUCUCUAUAUAUAGCACUUUUAUCUUUAAAAAAAAAAAGUUUUUGGCUUUUGUGAGUUCUCAGGGUUUAGGGUUCUUAUAGUACUUGAGUUUUCAGGGUUUAGGGUUCUUCAACUUCUCCUUAAAUUAGCCAGCCAAAAAUAGGAGUUGGAUUCUGGACUGGGCAAGGUAUAAUAAUGGCGCCUUGUUGUCUGAGUGGAGGUGGGAGAGCAUAUAAAUUGGAGGUUGAGAUAAUGAAGUCUUCGUCGCCAUUAUCAUCAUCAUCUACUUGUUGGGCAUCCCGCUUAUCUUCUUCUUCUUCCCCUACUCUCUCAGAAUCCAGUAAUUCUUCUUCUCCGGUUGCGCUCUCCACCAGAAAGCCUCGGACGCCUCGGAAACGCCCCAACCAAACAUACAAUGAAGCCGCCGCGCUCCUAUCCACCGCCUAUCCGGCUAUAUUCACAAACCCGCCGCCUUCCAAAUUCGCCCCACCCGCCUUCUCCGGCGAUGAUGAUGAUACCUUUCUUCUACAAUAUGAUGAAAGAAUCCCUGCUGCUCUCCCUUGCAAACUGCUCGCCGGCGGCUGGGAAAUCCGCUCAAAUUCGCCGCCCAUCAGAUUUGAUUAUUGCCAGGAUUAUUUUCAAGACGGGUUUGACGCGGGUUCGAUUUUGGAUGGGGAGAUUGAGGAGGGUGGUAUUGGUAUUGAUAGCAUUAUGGGGAAGCUCGGCGGCGACGAUUCCGCACGGGAGGGUGAAUGGAUGGGCGCUAGGGCUACUUCUUACGGGUUUCCGAUUGGGAUGGGAUUUAAGGCGGCCUUAAAGAAUGUUGGCGGCGGUGAUGGUGGUAGUGGAGAUUAUUGGUGGAGAUUUCCGAGGGUUAACGUCGUGGACAUCACCCCAAAACCAGAGAAAUCUGCGCCGGCGCCGGAGAAGAUGAUGAAGAAGAAGAAGAAGAAAAAGAAAGUGGAAAAGCCGGCGGGUGAAUUUCGGGUUACUCAGAAAGAAGAGAAGUCGUCGUCUUCUUCAGCUCAACGUGCAGCAUUAUCCAAAGAGGAUGAACCCAAAUCCACUUUGCUCCUAAAAUUGAACUACCACAGCGUUUUGACGGACUGGAUGGACCGGCCAUCGCCCUUCUCCGAUGAACCUCCGUUCUCCGAAGCUACCGGAAAUGAUGUCCAAGCUAAAUUGGCACAAAUAGACUUAUUCUCAGAAAAUGGGGUUAGAGAAGCAAGUGUAUUGCGUUACAAAGAAAAGCGGCGCACACGUCUUUUCUCAAAGAAAAUAAGAUAUCAAGUCAGAAAAGUCAAUGCAGAUCAACGUCCUAGAAUAAAGGGACGUUUCAUGAAAAGCCCAAAUUCUCCCGAUGAUAGCGAGCAAGGAUGAUGCAUCAUGGGGGACCCUUGAGCCAGCCAGCAGGCAUCUUUCAAUUAAUUAUUCCUUCCCAUUGUUCUCAAAAGAUCCCGAUCCGGUAGAGUAUCUGAGAAGAUAUAAAUUAUAAUAACUCAGCUGAACACAGAUGUUAUACCUUUGCUUACUGCACACAAAGAAUUCAUCACUUUGAGAGAUUGCUCCCACAUUAUUCAAAUGUACUUCUCAAAUUUCAUUUUUGUUUACUCUUCAGAACUAUACUACGGAGUACUAUUUUAUUUUUAUUUUUUAAUCAUUAGAUAUCUACCUAAUUUUAAUUGUUUUUUGGACAUUUAUACUGAUGAAGGAAGAUAGACUAGGAUCUAAGAGAUCAAUCUGAAUAAUAGUCCAAAAGACCAGUUUUCCCCUGGUCUUCCCCUUUCUACUUGUCCCAAAUUUUGGUGGUUCAAAUAAAACCACCAAAUAAUAAUUAUUAUUAUUAUA